AUGUCUGGUCCGCCAAAGAAAUCAAGAACUCUUGAAUCAUUCUUCUCAAAAAGUAGCCGCACCAGUUCAGUUGGAGAUAACCCUGAAAUCUCUAAAACAUGUGAAACUACCACUUGCCAAGAAUUUGAAUCAAAAUCUACUGGUGAAGAAUUCGACACACAAAGCCAAGUUGCGGUAGUCCAGGAUUGUCCUGAAGAGGAAACACACCCAGACCUCUGUUGUAUGGCGACACAAGUAAAUGUUGCAAUAUCUGAUAGAUAUGACAUUGGUAGAGCUAUAAUGAAAACAAAACGAGGAGAACAGCUGACAGAUAACGAAAGGGAAGCAUAUUUAUCGAAGAGGUGGGUGCCGCAGAGAAGGGAUGAAUAUCCAUUUUCUGAAAAGAAAAAACCAAAGAAUCAGCUCAUGGUUGGUAUGUCCUCGACAACGAAGCGUUUUCUGGGUGAAAAUCACUUGAAAACCUUCCCCUGGCUAGCUGUCAGCAGAGAGCCAAAAUGUUGCGGUGCUUGGUGUGUUUAUUGCGUUUUAUUCAAGACGUGCGAGAGUGGAGGUGGAAGAGGUGCACAAUACGGAGGUGGAGCAGGCCAGUCAAUGGGCAAACUUGUUAACAAGCCUCUUGUAAACUUUUCAGACUUGACAGGGAAAAAUGGAGCCCUCACAAGUCACCAAGAAACAUCUUUUCAUAAGACAUGUGCCAUAAAGUACACGGAGUUCUUGAGCCGUGCAACACCUGGGAGUGAGAAGGACGUUCGAUCAAUAAUGAACAUUGAAAGGCAGAAAGAGAUUGAAAGAAACAGGACUGCGCUGGUUCCCAUCAUCGACACCCUUCUAACAUGCGCCAGGCAAAAUAUUGCGCUUAGAGGCCAUCGUGAUGAUGGACCAGUAGAUUCAACUGGGAUGGAACCCAAGCACAAUGAUGGAAACUUCAGGGCAUUGCUGCGAUUGAGAGUACGGGGAGGAGAUACAAACUUGAAAGAUCACUUGAAAUCUUGCAAACGCAAUGCUUCUUUGGUAAGCAAAACGAUACAAAACGAGCUAAUUGCCUGUGCAGGAAAUAUUGUCAAAGAGGACAUAGUAAGAGAUGUAAAAAAUGCAAAAUUCUGGACAAUAAUGGCCGACGAAACCCAAGAUUGUGCGAAACGAGAACAGUUGGUCAUUGCAAUUCGUUACGUUGACACAAAAAAUGUGCCAAAAAUUAUCAAAGAAGAACCGGUCGCAAUUUUAGACCUGAUUGCAGACAUAAAAAGCAGUGACCAAUCAGAUGAAACAGAGCACAAUGAAAUUAAGCUAUGUGGCAAGGCAAUAGGGGAGACUCUACUCCGCCAUAUAAGUGAGCUUGGGUUGGAUUUGCAGUACCUCGUUGGUCAAGGAUAUGAUGGUGCUGCAUCGAUGUCCAGUGAGCGAGUUGGUGUUUGCUCCUUUAUCAAAUCUGCUGCGCCACUCGCUGACUACUUCCACUGCUGCAUGCACGCGCUAAAUCUAAGUUGUUCUCGAGCCGCAAAGAUACCAGCAAUCAGACAUUGCAUGGAUGACAUCAAAGAUAUCAACAAUUUCUUCAAGCAUGCGAAAAGAAACAGCUAUUUGCAAGCAGUCAUAGCACGAGAAUCAAUUGAAGAGCUUCAGCGACGGCAGUUGGUGACCCUCUGUGAAACAAGAUUUGUCGAAAGACAUGAAUCAGUUUUGGUUGCACGACAGCUUUUGCCUUACAUCGUUGUGUGCUUGGAAUAA
Rhopilema esculentum is the source of this 1728-nucleotide messenger RNA. RefSeq names its product 52 kDa repressor of the inhibitor of the protein kinase-like. The record is from RefSeq and is a predicted model, not a curated record. NCBI's taxonomy places the organism in Eukaryota, Metazoa, Cnidaria, Scyphozoa, Rhizostomeae, Rhizostomatidae. Gene Ontology annotation, molecular function: protein dimerization activity.